Salvelinus fontinalis (brook trout) is the source of this 3077-nucleotide messenger RNA. RefSeq names its product Golgi-associated plant pathogenesis-related protein 1-like. The transcript is spliced from 5 exons. The coding region runs from base 305 to 769 and encodes 154 amino acids. The record is from RefSeq and is a predicted model, not a curated record. Gene Ontology annotation, cellular component: extracellular region. Lineage: Eukaryota; Metazoa; Chordata; Actinopteri; Salmoniformes; Salmonidae.
GUUACACAGAGGGAGGGAGGGAGAGAGAGCCAGCUAGUGAGCCUGUGUGUUACAGAGGGAUACUGGGAGAGGGAGGAUAAUGUGUGUGUGGCCAAGGAAAAGGCAGGGUGUUUAAGAGUGAGAGAGUUUGAGAAAGACUAGUUUACUAGAGGCAGAAGUGUGAGCAAGAGGAACAAAGGUUACGGAGAAAAAUAGGAAUACAGAAAGGGAGAGGGAGAGAGAUACAGAAACAAAGUUAUAGCAGCUGUUUCAGACCAUCAGAGAGCGGACUGAGCCAAAGGGAACAAGAGAGAGUUUCUGAGUCAUGGGCAAAUCAGCUUCUAAGCAGUUUUCGGAGGAGGUGUUGCAGAGUCAUAAUGAGUAUCGUAGGAAGCACCAGGCACCCCCUCUGAAGCUGAGCAGCAAGCUGAGUAGCGAUGCAACUAGGUAUGCUGAGUCUCUGGCCAGCACACGGAUCCUGAAGCACAGUGUUGAGUCCAGUAAGGGGAGCUGUGGCGAGAACCUGGCCUGGGCCUCCUAUGACCAACCAGGGAAGGAUGUGGCCGACCGCUGGUAUGACGAGGUCAAACAAUACAACUUCAACCGCCCCGGCUUCUCCUCUGGCACAGGUCAUUUCACAGCAAUGGUGUGGAAGGGCAGUAAGAAGCUGGGUGUGGGGAAGGCCAGUGCGCCAGAUGGCUCGUCAUUUGUGGUAGCCAGGUACUUUCCAGCAGGGAACAUCACCAACCAGGGACACUUUGACAACAACGUCCUGCCGCCCAAGGACUGAGGAACAUACUGACCAAUCACCCCCAUUCAAAGGACAUUUGCACUUUGACUUGUGACCUUGACUUUUUUUAUAUAUAUAAAUAUAUAUGACAAAACCACUGUGACUAACAAAUGCAUGAACAAAAAUAGGCACACCAUUGACCAAACCCAGACCAUGCCAGCUGUGCCUUUUGGAGGUGUACCAGCCACCCAACUGGGUUUCGACCUACUCAUGCCAUCGUUAGUGGGGGUAGAGAUUUUACACAUAGUAAAAUCAUUUCUGGUAAAAAAUAAAUAAUUGUACCAGUCAAGUUUGGACACACCUACUCAUUCAAGGGUUUUUCUUUAUUUUACUAUUUUCUACAUUGUAGAAUAAUAGUGAAGACUUCACAACUAUGAAAUAACACAUAUGGAAUCAUGUAGUAACCAAAAAAGUGAUAAUUAAACAACUCAAUGUAUAUUUUAGAUUCUUCAAAGUAGCCACCCUUUGCCUUUGCACUCUUGGCAUUCUCUCAACCAGCUUCACCUGGAAUGCUUUUCCAACAGUCUUGAAAGAGUUCUCACAUAUGCUGAGCACUUGUUGGCUGCUUUUCCUUCACUCUGCGGUUGAACUCAUCCCAAACCAUCUCAAUUGGGUUGAGGUCGGGUGAUUGGAGGCCAGGUCAUCUGAUGCAGCACUCAUCACUCUCCGUCUUGCUCAAAUAGCCCUUACACAGCCUGGAGGUGUGUUGAGUCAUGGGGGAAAAAAUGAUCGGAUGGUGUUUCGCUGCAGAAUGCUGUGGUAGCCAUGCUGGUUAAGUGUGCUUUGAAUAAAUUACUGAAAGUGUCACCAGCAAAGCACCAUCACACCUCCUCCUCCAAGCUUCACGGUGGGAACUACAUAUGCAGAGCUCAUCCGUUCACCUAUUCUGCGUCUCACAAAGACACGGCGGUUGGAACCAAAAAUCUAAAAUUUGGAUUCAUCAGACCAAAGGACAGAUUUCCACUGGUCUAAUGUACAUUGCUAAUGUUUCUUGGCCCAAGCAAGUCUCUUCUUAUUAUUGUUGUCUUUUAGUAGGGGUUUCUUUGCAGCAAUUCGACCAUGAAGGUCUGAUCCAGGCUGUCACGUUCGUCGUAACAUUUAAGUGAGGAGGACCAAGGCGCAGCGUGAUAACAAUACAUUCUUCUUUAAUGAAGACCGAAACGAACACAAUACAAACUAAUCAAAACAACAAACAGACGAACGUGAAGCUAUACAAACAAUAAGUGUAGACACUGGCAACUUACACAUAGAAAAUCACCCACAACCUACCUAAUGACUAUGGCUGCCUAAAUAUGGCACCCAAUCAGAGACAACGAAUGACAGCUGUCUCUAAUUGAGAACCAAUCCAGGCAACCAUAGACUUACAUAAACACCUACAAUGAACACAACCCUAUGAACUCUACAAACACCCCCUAGACAAUACAAACACCCUAGACGAGACAAAAACAUCCCCCAUGUCACACCCUGACCUAACUAAAAUAAUAAAGAAAACAAAGAUAACUAAGGCCAGGGCGUGACACAGGCAGUCUCCUCUGAAGUUGAUGUUGAGAUGUGUCUGUUACUUGAGCUCUGUGAAGCAUUCCUUUGGGCUGCAGCAGAGGUAACUCUGGGUCUUCCUUUCCUGUGGCAGUUCUCAUGAGAGCCAGUUUCAUCAUAGCCCUUGAUGGAUUUUGCGACUGCACUUGAAGAAACUUUCAAAGCAAAGUUCUUGAAAUUUUAUGAUUGACUGACCUUCAUGUCUUAAAGUAAUGAUGGACUUUUUCUCUUCGCUUAUUUGAGCUGUUCUUGACAUGAUAUGGACUUGGUCUUUUACCAAAUAGGGCUAUCUUCUGUAUACCACCCCUACCUUGUCAUAAUACAACUGAUUGGCUCAAACGCAUUAAGAAGGAAAGAAAUUCCACAAAUGAACUUUUAACAAGGCACACCUGUUAAUUGAAAUGCAUUCCACGUGACUACCUCAUGAAGCUGUUUGAGAGAAUGCCAAGAGUGUGCAAAGCUAUCAUUAAGGCAAAGAGAAUCUCAAAUGUAAAAUAUAUUUUGAUUUGUAUAACACUUUUUUGGUUACUACAUGAUUCCAUAUGUUAUUUCAUAGUUUUGAUGUCUUCACUAUUAUUCUACAAUGUAGAAAAUAGUAAAAAUAAAGAAAAACACUGGAAUGAGUAGGUGUGUCCAAACUUUUCAAUGGCACUGUAUGUAUGUGUUUUACUCAUUGUGAGCAUGAUUUAAACGGACCUGUUUUCUGAACUGAACACUUGUUUGACUAUGUUUUGUAUUCUGUUUAAUGUAAUAAAAGCAACUCUCUGUAAAA